This is a messenger RNA of Elgaria multicarinata webbii, 2557 nucleotides long. RefSeq names its product myelin expression factor 2 (gene MYEF2). Gene Ontology annotation, molecular function: mRNA binding. Gene Ontology annotation, cellular component: nucleus; cytoplasm. Bases 69 to 1889 code for a protein of 606 amino acids. Lineage: Eukaryota; Metazoa; Chordata; Lepidosauria; Squamata; Anguidae. The record is from RefSeq and is a predicted model, not a curated record. The transcript has 17 exons.
GCUCGCUCAGGUUGCGGUGAGGGGGGCCCUUCUCAAGCCCAGCGAGAAGCUUGUCGGUGGGAGGCAAAAUGGCGGAGGACGACAAGUUCGAGGCUGUGGCGCCGUUGGGGGAGGCCGAAGAGGCGGCCGCCAACGACCACGAGCGGCCCCAGAACGAAGAGGCGGGCGGGAUGGCCAUGCCCGAGAGCGGCGACGGCGCCAACGGUGUUAAAAUGGAAAAUGAUGAAACAGUAAAAGAUGAGACACCACCUGUGAAACCAAAGUAUAUUUCGAAACCGAAGGCUAUCCCAUCUCUUGGGCACAGGAAUAGAUUUCAUCCAUACACAAAGGAGAAGAGUGCAGGCACUGGAGAAAAGAAGACCAUUAACCGUAACAGAGUAUUCAUUAGCAACAUCCCAUAUGACAUGAAAUGGCAAUCUAUUAAAGAUCUUAUGAGAGAGAAAGUUGGUGAGGUUACAUACGUGGAGCUGUUUAAGGAUGCAGAAGGAAAAUCAAGGGGUUGUGGUGUGGUUGAAUUCAAAGAUGAAGAAUUUGUCAAGAAGGCACUGGAAACUAUGAAUAAAUAUGACCUUAAUGGAAGACCACUGAACAUAAAAGAGGAUCCAGAUGGUGAACAUGCCCGCAGGGCAUUGCAGCGUGGGAGUGGACCAUUCACAGGAGGACAUGGCCCAGAUAUAGCACCUGGCUUGAUGAAUUUACCACCUUCUAUUCUUAAUAAUCCAAACAUUCCUCCUGAGAUUAUCAGCAAUCUGCAAGCCGGCAGGCUUGGGUCCACCAUAUUUGUUGCCAAUCUUGACUUCAAAGUUGGUUGGAAGAAAUUAAAGGAGGUAUUCAGCAUUGCUGGUACUGUAAAACGUGCAGAUAUUAAAGAAGACAAAGAUGGCAAAAGUCGAGGAAUGGGAACAGUGACUUUUGAACAGGCAAUUGAAGCUGUUCAAGCAAUAUCUAUGUUCAAUGGACAGUUCUUGUUUGACAGACCCAUGCAUGUGAAAAUGGAUGACAAAUCAAUUCCUCAUGAUGAUUUCCGCGUAGCAGAUAGCAAAACACCACAGUUACCCCGUGGUCUUGGAGGCAUUGGAAUGGGACUUGGACCUGGUGGACAGCCUAUAAGUGCAACCCAGCUGAGCAUGGGUGGUGGAAUGGGAAGCGUGGCCCCAGGAGGAAUGGCGGUAGAUGGUCCAGGCUUUGGAGGAAUAAACAGAAUGGCUGGAGGUGUUGGUGCAUUCGGUGGCAUGAAAGGAAUGGCAAACAUGGGAGGAUUUGGUGGAGUCAACCGAAUGGGAGAGAUGUUCCGUGGUGGAAUGGGAGGCAGUAUCGAUAGAGACUUUGGUCGAAGUGAUAUGGCUAUGAACCGGGGCUUUGGAGACUCAUUUGGAAGAAUGGGUGGUGCAAUGGUUGGUGGUUUUGCAGGAGGAAUGGGAGCUUCUAAUAUGGGCCCAGUAGGAUCUGGAAUGACAGGUAGCGGAUUAAGCGGCAUGAACAGUAUGACUGGCGGGAUGGGAAUGGGAAUGGGAAUGGAUCGGAUGAGCUCCAGUUUUGAUCGAAUGGGCCCAACCAUGGGAACUGGCCUGGACAGGAAUAUCGAUAUGGAUCGAGGAUUUGUGCCUGGUCCAAUGGGAAGUGGUGUGAGAGAUCGAGUAGGCUCCAAAGGCAACCAAAUAUUCGUCAGAAAUCUUCCUUUUGACUUGACCUGGCAGAAGCUUAAGGAAAAAUUCAGCCAGUGUGGUCAUGUAAUGUUUGCAGAAAUAAAAAUGGAGAAUGGAAAAUCGAAAGGCUGUGGAACAGUCAGAUUUGACUCACCCGAAUCAGCAGAAAAGGCCUGUAGAAUAAUGAACGGCAUAAAAAUCAGUGGCAGAGAAAUUGACGUACGUUUGGAUCGCAUUGCAUAAUUUAUAACUACAUGUUGAGGAACAUUCCUUUUGCCGGUUUAGCUUCUCUCUCUCUCUCUCUCUCUCUCUCCCCACCCCUCCCACUACUAGUAAGUCAUUUUAGUAACAUUGUAUGCUUUACUUGAGUUGGAAAAACAAAACUUUUAAAAACCCACCAGCCUUUAACAGUAUAGUGUUUAAUAUACUGUAAACUUGUUGACUGACUCUUACUACAUUUUGGUUUUUGAAGAGAACUUUCCUGACUUGUUCAGUGGUAUGAGUAUCCACAUUUUCUCGUGAAGUAUAGAAGCUGUGGCUAUUUAAUACCUCUCCAAAAUCAUGCUAAGUGUCUCUAGUCAUUCAGUUUAAAUGAAUGGUUCUACUGUUUUUAAUAAAACAAGCCAUUUUCUCUGUUUAACAAAGACUGUAUAGUGAGACUUGUUUUGUGUGAGAUUUCCCCAUACUGCAAUUGUAAUGUAAAGCGUGUGUCUUCCUUUCCUCUGCAUUUGUUUUUACAUGCAUUUAUAGUCACUGCUACUCCGGUCUCUGAAAGGCAAUGCUCUCAUUCUUGAUAGUUUUGAGCUUUACAGUGAUUUUUAUGUCAUGAUGUGGAAUUUCUGUAAAUAAGUUUUAGAGCCCAAAGGGAAUUCUGGAGUUUUUCAUUUGACUAAAUGAAGAAAGACUUUUCA